Molecule: messenger RNA, 1376 nt
Organism: Pistacia vera
Lineage: Eukaryota; Viridiplantae; Streptophyta; Magnoliopsida; Sapindales; Anacardiaceae
Product: ABSCISIC ACID-INSENSITIVE 5-like protein 2
Exons: 3
Coding region: 322-1056 (244 amino acids)
Biological process (GO): positive regulation of DNA-templated transcription
Cellular component (GO): nucleus
Molecular function (GO): DNA-binding transcription factor activity
Source: RefSeq, a predicted model, not a curated record
UACUCCCACUUUUUUUUUUUUUUUUCUGUGUUUGGACAUUUCCAUUUUCAGUUGAUUUUUCAAUUUUUAUUUUAUGACCAUGAUCAUCUCGAUCUUCUCAUUUUGUUUGAUGAAAUGUCAUAUUUUUGAAUUUGGCCGCUCUGUUUUGGUUUUUAUUUCAACGAUUCAAAGCAAUUGGGGUUUCUAGUGAGACGCUUGAUGGGUUUUGAAUUUGACUAGAAAUGGAAUGGUAAUUUAGGGCUGAGCUGAUUGGAUUUGAUUUUAAUUAUUAUUAUUAUUAUUAUUUUUUUUUUGGGGUUUUGAGUGAUUAGAUUUGGAUGAAUGGGGAUUCAAACAAUGGGAAGUCAAAGUAAUGGGCUACAACAGUCACAUCUACUGCCGUCUAGACAAAACUCAUGGUACAGUUUAACUCUGAAUGAAGUUGAGAAUCAAUUAGGUAAUUUAGAGAAACCCUUGGGAAGUAUGAAUAUGGAUGAGCUUCUUAAGAAUGUAUGGACCACUGAGUCUGAUGAAAUUGAGAACACUUCAUCACCGUCUUGUCUGCAACAACGUCAGACGAGCCUCACGUUGGCCAGGGCGUUGAGUGGGAAGACAGUGGAUCAAGUUUGGAAGGAAAUUCAGCAAGGUUAUGAGAAGAGGUUUGGGAGUCAAAGGGAACCAUCACUUGGUGAAGUUACUUUGGAGGAUUUCUUGAUACAGGCAGCAUCAGUAAGUCCUUCCAUGGAAUUGGAUUCUCCUCAACCAAUGCCCAUGACCCCUUCAAUUCCUACCUUAUCAAACGCAGUAACGCCAACCCGAAAGAGAGAGGCUGAUGCAAUUGCGAUCGAGAAGAGUAUUGAGAGGAGGCUGAGGCGGAAGAUCAAAAACAGGGAAUCCGCUGCGCGUUCGCGAGCUAGGAAACAGGCCUAUCAUAAUGAGCUUGUUAGCAAGGUUUCACGUCUUGAAGAAGACAAUUUAAAGCUCAAGAAAGAGAAGGAAUUUGAGAAGAUGCUUGGAUCUGAAUCAUUAAGCCAACCAAAAUGCCAACUUCGUAGAACGAGUUCAGCUUCAUUCUGAUGUGAAACUGGCUUUAGAGCUUAGUAGUUCCUUAAAUGUUAGACUAGAGUAUUUGGGUAUGUAAGUGACCUGCUUCGGUAAUUUGUGAUCAAGCUGCCUGUUGCUUCUGCUGCUGAUGUGCUUCUUCCCCACAUACCGUUAGGGUCUGGUUUAUAUGUAAAUUUAUGAUUAUGCUGGAAAUCAAACACAAACAGCACCAAAUGUGCCAUGUUUAUAAGAUUAGGUACUGUUUGUUUGUUGGAAAACAUAAUCUAGAAAGAAUUAAGCCCAAGCUGUAAGUUAGGAAAUGGAAGAACUCUAAAGGUUUCACUUUCUUGCUA